Molecule: messenger RNA, 2509 nt
Organism: Oncorhynchus nerka (sockeye salmon)
Lineage: Eukaryota; Metazoa; Chordata; Actinopteri; Salmoniformes; Salmonidae
Product: phosphopentomutase-like
Exons: 14
Coding region: 158-1855 (565 amino acids)
Biological process (GO): purine ribonucleoside salvage; carbohydrate metabolic process
Cellular component (GO): nucleus
Molecular function (GO): magnesium ion binding; phosphopentomutase activity
Source: RefSeq, a predicted model, not a curated record
CCUCCGUCUCUCGUUUUUGUCCGUUUUACACUGAACACGGAAGUGAACCUGGGAACUCACAUUUCUUUUUUUUAAUCGAGAUAUUUUUGUAUUAUUAAUGCCUAAGUACAACUCAACAGUCAUAAAAAUAUAAGUUUUGGUGCUGAAAAGGAACAAUAUGGAGAAUGUUUUAUCCUCGACUGGUGACGGUAAAUUGGACCAAGCCAUUAAUCAGUGGCUGCAGUUUGACGAGAACCCCCAGACAGUGGCGUUGGUGCAGGGCCUGGUGAAGGAGGGGGCGGUUGGGGAGCUGCGGAGGUGUUUUGGCUCUAGGAUGGAGUUUGGGACGGCUGGCCUCAGAGCUGCCAUGGGACCAGGGAUCUCCUGUAUGAACGACCUCACCAUCAUACAGACCACACAGGGGUUCUGUAAGUAUCUGGAGCAAUGUUUCGGGCAGUGUCUGAAGGAGAGGGGGGUGGUGGUAGGGUUUGAUGCCCGUGCCCACCCUCCCAGUGGAGGCAGCAGUAGACGUUUUGCCAGCCUGGCGGCCGCCGUGUUCACCUGCCGAGGAGUCCCUGUCCACCUGUUCUGUGACAUCACACCCACACCCUUCGUGCCCUUCGCUGUGUCUCAUCUGGGUCUGUGUGCUGGCGUCAUGGUAACCGCCUCCCACAACCCCAAACAGGACAACGGCUACAAGGUGUAUUGGGAGAACGGUGCCCAGAUCGUGCCGCCCCAUGAUAAGGGCAUCUCUGUAGCCAUCGAGGCUAACCUGGAGCCCUGGCCUGAGUCCUGGGACAUAACCUCUCUGUCUCACAGCCCUCUGCUGAAGGACCCGUUCCAAGACAUUCACACAGAGUACUACAGGGCCAUCCAACAGCACUGUCACCACAGGGACAUCAACAAGAGUUCAGGAGGUGAAGGGGUCCUGGUCAGUCACACCCUCCGUGAGGAGGGGGACACGGUCCUGCAACAGAAAGGUGGUCAGUGGCGUGUGUUCAGUGGUAAUGAGUUGGGGGCGUUGCUGGGUUGGUGGGUGUAUCAGUGUUGGAAACAGACCAACCCGGACCAGUCUACCGUGAAGUCGGUCUACAUGUUGGCCUCCACCGUCUCCUCUAAGAUUCUACGAGCCAUCGCUCUCAAGGAGGGCUUCCACUUCGAGGAAACUCUGACUGGGUUCAAGUGGAUGGGCAACAGAGCCAGAGAGCUGCUGGACCAGAACAAGAUUGUACUGUUCGCCUUCGAGGAGGCAAUAGGGUACAUGUGUGGUUCUGCCGUGCUGGAUAAAGACGGGGUCAGUGCGGCAGCCAUCGCUGGGGAGAUGACAUCAUACCUGGCCGCGAAGAACAUCACGUUGUCACAACAACUCACUGCUGUCUACGAGGAGUAUGGGUACCACAUCACUAAGAACUCCUACUUCAUCUGUCACGACCAGGCAGUGAUCCGGGCCAUGUUUGACCGGCUGCGUCACUACGGUAACCAGGAGGAUGUGUCGUACCCCAGGCAGUGUGGAGGCGUGGCCAUCACCGCUGUACGAGACCUCACUACUGGAUACGACAGCAGCCAGGCGGACAACAAGGCUGUCCUCCCUCCUCCUAUAUGCUACACUGAGCUGUCAGGUGUCAAACACACUAUAUACUACACUGAGCUGUGUGUUGCCCCCGGCAACCGGUAUAAACACACUAUAUACUACACUGAGCUGUGUGCUGCCCCUGGCAACCGGUAUAAACACACUAUAUACUACACUGAGCUGUGUGCUGCCCCCGGCAACAGUGAUGUUGCAGGUUUACAGAAGGAGUUAGAUGACCUGGUUAAUGCCAUCGUAGAGGACUUCUUCCAGCCCCAGAAGAAUAACCUGCUGUCCAAGCCUGAGUAACACACAUCAGUGGCUUGUCAACACAAAGACCCGCGCUGGUUUGACUUCCUGAUCAAGAUUCCCUUUACACAUUCUUCUUCCAGAACUCACAACAUUCUAGAACUCACACACAUUGUAGAACUCACACACACACACACACAUUCUAGAACUCACACACACACACACAUUCUAGAACUCACACACAUUCUAGAAGUCUUUAAUGGGUUGUACCUGGAGCUCUAAGUCUUAUCUACUAGCUGGAGUGCUGUGUAUUUGACCAAACACACAGGGUUACUAACUGUCGUUCAGGGUUUUAACUCCAACCCUGUUUGAUAAGGAGGAGGAGUAGUACUACCACUAGGCUCCCGAGUGACGCAGCGGGUCUGUCACUGCAUCACUACAGACCCUGGUUCGAUUCCAGGCUGUAUCACAACCGACCGUGAUUGGGAGGUCCCAUAGGACGGCGCACAAUUGGCCCGGCGUCGUCCGGGUUUGGCCGGUGGUAGGCCGUCAUUGUAAAUAAGAAUUUGUUCUUAAUUGACUUGCCUGGUUAAAUAAUUGUUUUUUAAAAAUACUGAUACCACUGCCUCCUCCUCAAUAACCAGCCUCCUCUGUAACCAUUACUGCAUAAUGUUUCAAGAACAACAAUAAAGAUGUGAUUUUUAAAAGGAAAAA